Messenger RNA from Leptinotarsa decemlineata (Colorado potato beetle), 5328 nucleotides. Its product is annotated as nicotinate phosphoribosyltransferase. Gene Ontology annotation, cellular component: cytosol. The record is from RefSeq and is a predicted model, not a curated record. Gene Ontology annotation, biological process: NAD+ biosynthetic process via the salvage pathway. Gene Ontology annotation, molecular function: nicotinate phosphoribosyltransferase activity. Lineage: Eukaryota; Metazoa; Arthropoda; Insecta; Coleoptera; Chrysomelidae.
UACCAGUACUAGUUCGAGGAUCGUAACUUUUUCUACAGACGAACGAACCUCGUGGUAUCUGCUUAUGGGAAAUACAGCAUUCAGGGAAAUUGAUUCUGUACGUUACCGCUGUCAGAUUUCAAAAUGUAAACAAAUAAGGUUGAGUGAAGGUCGAUGUGCCAAAGGUGAAGAAAGUGGAUUAAUCCAUUAAUUCAACAACUACGAGCGCUAAGUACAUUCAUUUUAUAUAUCGCCACACGGUGAACGUCAAAAAUUAUGGAUUCCAUAGCGAAUAAUGGCGCAGUCCAAGAGAACAACUUUGGUGCAAAACUUGGUCAAAACAGUAUUAUCCAACCACUGUUAACGGAUUUAUAUCAAAUAACAAUGGCUUAUGCCUACUGGAAAACGGGAAAAACCGAAGGUAAUGCAGUGUUCGAUUUGUAUUUUCGAAAAAAUCCAUUCAGUGGCGAAUUCACUAUUUUUGGUGGUUUGGAGGAAUGUUUGAAGUUCCUUGAAAAGUUUCGAUAUUCAGACAGCGAUAUACAUUAUCUCAGGCAAAUAUUACCAGCCUCAGUUGAAGAAAGUUUCUACGAAUACCUCAAAACACUUUCGGCUGAGAAAAUCAAAUUAUAUGCUGUGAAGGAAGGGACUGUUGUGUUUCCUCGUGUCCCACUGAUUAGGGUAGAGGGACCCUUGAUAGUUGCUCAACUGCUCGAAACCACACUGUUGAAUCUUGUAAACUAUGCUAGUCUUAUGGCUACAAACUCUGCAAGAUAUCGCCUAGCAGCGGGAAAAUUGAAACUUUACGAAUUUGGCUUGAGGAGAGCGCAAGGACCAGAUGGAGGCCUUUCAGCUUCUAAAUAUUCAUAUAUUGGAGGUUUUGAUGGAACAAGUAAUGUAUUAGCGGGAAAACUGUUCAACAUUCCUGUGAAAGGUACUCAUGCUCAUUCAUAUAUCACAUCAUUCAGUAGUCUCGAGGAACUUAAUACUAGGCUGCUGACCCCUAGUCAAGGCGGAGGUCCUAAGGAUUUUGUAGAGAGUGCACUGAAGUGGAGAGAAAUCAUUGCUUCUCUGUUCAAUAUUGUUUUAUCCGAAGUAAGCGACGGAGAGUUUGCUGCUUUUAUAUCCUUCGCAACAGCUUUUCCCAAUGGCUUCAUGGCACUUGUUGAUACUUACGACGUUAAACGCAGUGGACUUCUGAACUUCUGUGCUGUUGCACUUGCUUUGAAUGAUUUUGGCUACAAAGCUUUGGGUAUCAGGCUGGAUAGUGGUGAUCUAGCUUACUUAUCCAGAGUAGCGAGAGAUUACUUUCAGAGAAUCAGUUGUGAAUUCAAGAUACCUUACUUCAAAGAUUUGGCAAUAAUGGCUUCUAAUGACAUCAAUGAAGAGACUAUUCUGAGUUUGAACGAACAGGGGCAUUGUAUUGACUCCUUUGGUAUUGGAACCCAUCUAGUUACCUGUCAAAAGCAACCUGCCCUUGGUUGUGUGUACAAGUUGGUGGAAUUGAAUGAAGAACCUCGCAUAAAACUGAGUCACGAUAUGGCCAAAGUCACUAUUCCAGGUAAAAAGAAUGUUUUCAGAUUGUACGGUAACACUUUUUCCCUGAUAGAUUUACUGCAAAGAUCAGAUGAAGAUCCACCGAUAGUUCAGCAGAAAGUGCUCUGCAGGCAUCCUUUUGAAGAAUCUAAAAGAGCUUAUGUAAUACCAUCGAAGGUGGAGAACUUAUUGGUCUUGUUCUGGAACGAUGGUAAAAUCUGCCAGCCCUUGCCGAAUCUUCAAGAGAUUAAGGAAAAUGUCAACAACUCCCUGAAGAUUUUGAGGCCUGAUAUCAAAAGAAGCUUGAAUCCAACUCCCUAUAAAGUUUCAAUCACUGAAAGUGCUUUGUUCCAAUCCAAAGCUAGUUAUAUUAAAACUAUUAGGUAAGUUAUUGUAUUUUAAGUUAAGAAGGGGUAUACUUAAAUAGAUUACUUUUGUUACAAGUGACAGGCUCUUUCAUUUGAAAAACCGAAAACAGGGUAAAUAUGCAAGAGCGGCAGUUUUUUCUGAAAUACCACGGCAACAUAUCACUAUUUGUAUUGAAUGAUCACAGGGAAUUUGAAUAACUGAAAACAAUUGGAAGAAUUUGUAUGCCUCUAUUAAUCAUAUUUUGGUAUUCUAUAGAUAUAAACUGGUCUCUUUUAUCUACCUGGUAAAUGAAUUAUUAUGAUUAACACUGGAAACUGCUUUUUCCAUUUGCAUUUUGAGGCUACAAAUAUUCUAAUUUUUCAUGAAUUGCUUACUUUUACAGCGGCAUGUCUCUAAAUUUUGUAUUUCAAAUAUCUCCUCAAACACAAACUUAUCUGAUAAAAAUACCUUCCAACAAUAUAUUUCUGUUCAAUAUUUAUAAUUUCAAAUAAUGAAUAUAGGGGUUCUUUCCAUUAUUACAAAAUUCCACCAUUCAAUUCUGUUUUUGAGGAAGAUAAAUAGGGUUGAUUUUAUUGAGGAUAUUUGAAAUAGACAAAAAUAAUUCAAUUGUUCAAUUAUUCCUGGGUAAACUCAUAUAGGUAGAUGAAUGCUUACUUUAACAAAUAAUUUUUGGUGGCGCCACUGACUUGCAUGAGAAACCCAUAUCAAUUGGGAAUUAAGAGGAAUAUAAAACAACAAAAAAUAGUAAACCUAUCGAAAAACAAUUACAAUUUGUUUUUUGAUAUUGUUUUUGAUUCCUCUAGGACAUUGUCCUGGACUCGAAACGAUAUGAUAAAAUGCUUUCAGUUUUCCAAACUUGAAGCUUGGGAUUAAUCUUGUAAAGAUUUUAGAGUAAGCAAUAAUGAGCAAUGGAAAUAUUCUUUCUUUUCCUGGACAGUGAAUAUAUUUUAUAAGAUAACCUGCUUGUUUCUGCCAUGGUCACAAACUUGUAAGUGCCUCAUUCACGCAAAAAUUUUGAAAUAAGCUUAAGAAAGGUAAUUUUGAGAUAUUCACGAUCAAAUUUAUACCAGUUUGAGUAGCACAAUGAAAUAUUUGCACAAUAUAAAAAACGUUAUUUUGGACUAAACGGAUAUAUUAAUGAAGUAGCAGCAAUUUUUGUAAACACUUUCAAAUUUCUAGACAUUUUUCAGAUAUUGUUAGAGAAAUUAUGUACUUCUAGUUUCGUUUGUGAGAAUAGAUUUAUAUAAUAUACGCUUUAAUAAAUUUUAGGAAUUAGAGUUCAAAAAACUCUUUUCCCAACAUAUGUUUUAUGAGAUCUUAUACAUAAAAAUAUUAUUUUCUUAAGUUACAAGAAACAUGCAAAUGUAGAGACAUUGACGCAUCCGUCCAAGAAAUAAAUAAAUAUAAACAAGUAACUUUUUCCAAGAUAAGAUGGCAUUUAUUAGAAUAGUGAUGAAGAAAUGGUUUGGGUAUAUUUUAUUUGUUGUUAGGGAAGAAAUAUGAUAAAAUGAGCAACAUUUUCUGAAAUUUCAAUCUCUGAUUCAAUAUUCUUUGUUUCUUAGUUUUUCAAUUGCCUGAUUUGCUAAUGUUACAAGCGAUCUGUUGACUCAAAAACACGAAUAAAAAUUAUUGUUGCAUGAGACGUUCAUCUUGUGAUACUAGGAGAGAUAUAAAAUUUUCAACUACUUUGAAAUCUUGGAUAUAUGUUUGCUUAUCUAGCAAAAAAUCUAUUGGUGAAAAUUUGAAAUGUAGUAUGAGCUGUUCCUAAUUACUGUCAUUUUUAAACGUUUAUUUUUAUACAUUUCCAAUAAUUUUAAAGUGACGUUAACUAGUUUUUUUACUGUGGUUCUUGGUUAACCUAUUCUCGUUAUUCAUAAAACAUAAUAAAUAUAGAGGACACUUUCAAUUUGUUACCUUAUUGAUGUAAUAGAUGACAUCGAAUUAAACUGUUUGACUUUUGAGAAACCAUGAAAAAAAAACUAUGAAAUUUUCGAGGUGAUUAUUAUUGAAUAAUUAGACGAAAAUACACUUUAGAAACAUGCAAAUAGAGUAAUGACCCCAUACAGUUGGCUCCCAACAGUUGUAAUACAAUUUCUUGUGUAAUAUUGUACAGAGCUAUUUUCAAUUUGAAACUGAAAUUACUCCUCACUUCAAGAAAUUUCCUAAAAAAAUAGAUUACUUUGAAACUAAAAUAAUUUUACCUUCAUGAGACGUAAAAUUGUAGAAUAACUUUUUUUUUCUUUUAAUGGUCAUCUUUCAUUUUGGAAAAAUAACAAGAAAAAAAAGGAUGAAAAAUGUGUAGUUGAACAUGAAACCCAUGGACAAAAAUAUGUAGGUCAAGAUCAAAUGUUGAAAAAAUAUGUAGAUCAAGAUCAAAUGUUAAGCUAAAUUGUGGUAAUUAUUUUUAAAUUCUACUAGAUGAAGCAAUACGAAAUAUGAAAAAUAACAAGAAAAAAAAGGAUGAAAAAUGUGUUAUUGAACAUGAAACCAUAGACAAAAAUAUGUAGGUCAAGAUCAAAUGUUGAAAAAAUAUGUAAAUCAAGAUCAAAUGUUAAGCUAAAUUGUAGUAAUUAUUUUUUAAUUCUACUUGAUGAAGCAAUACGAAAUAUGAAGAUUAAUAAAAAGAAAGUUUCUUUGAACUAUUUUGUUAUAAAUAUGAUGAACGCCACAAUUUUUGUGUUCUCAUUUCUGUUUAUUUGUAUCUUGAAGCGAAAUAAAAAAAGAUUUCAUGUGAUAUUUUUCAACAAAAGUUUGUAUUACCUAAAAUUAUUGAUAUUUUAUGAAUAUAUUGGAAAAACUGUGGUUUUGAGAAAAUGAAAGAGUAAGAUCUUAUGUCAACUUUGAAACUGCUUAAAAAAUAGUUAUAAGAGGAGGAAAGAAUUGAGAACCUCUCUAAAUAUGAAUUUGUAUCAGAAAUUCUGACACACUUGUUGCUCAUUUUUUUCUAUGGACGUCUGUUUUUACAAAACAUUGAUUAUUUAAUGUUACCCUAUUUUUUUUUAUUCUUUGCUCAUCGGUUUUAGAAAUUUUAUUUGUAAAAUGACUUCCUGAACAGGCAACUGAAUAAGUAUGACUUAUAUUUGAUUUAGAAAUGUUUAUUAUUGUUAUUUGAUCUUGGUUUAAAUUGUCUUGCCUCCAAUGUUUAGUUUAAGUACAUAACUGAAUGAUUCACUUUUCAUGAAGCGAAUCGAUGUGUUUCAUUUACUCUAAAAAUGAUUAUUAAUUCCAUAAAUUUGUAUAAUUUUUAUUUGAAAUAUACCAAAAAUUUGCUUGUUAAUUUUGUUUUAUAUUUAGCUUUGUUGAAUUUAUAUUACUGUUACUUAGGUUUAAGUUUUGAAAAAAUUCUUACUUUUGUAUUGGUGUAUUCUUACAUUCCUCACCCAAUGUAUUGAUUGUAAUGAGGAAAAUAUUGAAAUAAAGGAAUGGUUUAUUUCACAGAAACAA